AAGCCGAGAGGCAGGCAAAGGCAGCGGAGAAGGAGCCGGCACCGCACCGACACCCGUAGCAGCAGCAGCGCACAGAGGAAGGCAGGCAGGCAGGCAAGGAAGGCAGGAAGGAAGGCAGGAAGGAAGGCAAGAGCGAGGCUUGGAGCAAAAACUCCCCCCGCCGCGGCGAGCGACCAAACAGCAGCAGCCGCCCCUGAGCGAGAAGCGGCGACGCUGCCCGGGGAAAACGCCUCUCGAGCCGUGCGCCACUGCCCAGCGGCGGCUCGGAGCGCCCGGGGCCAGCGCGCCGCCUGCGCUCGCCCUUCGGCCGCUGGCGGAGGCUGGCGAUGCUCGGGUGCCGGUGAUGCUGCCGCCGCCGCCUUGAAGGAGAAGCUCCGGAGCGCCUCCUCUCCCUGGCGGGUGCCCUGCGCCUGGCUCCGGCCGGCGGGGCGUCCCUCGCGCGUCUCCGGGAGAAGAGUGGCCGGACGGAGUUCCCCUCCUCCGAGGGCCCUUCCAAGCGCCGCCGCCGCCACCGAGGAAGCAGGCAGCGGCAGGCGCGCGUUUCUCCGGGCGGCACAUCGGCAAGGGGUUGAGGCACGCCUGGCAGGGAAGCCCCCUCGGAGGCAGUGCCGCUCGGCCGGGAUCGCCCCGCCAUGGAUACGUGCGCUCUCCUUUGGGGAUUGUUAUUUCUGCUCCUGGCCGGAUCCGGAGCCCUGGCGCAAGCAGCUCAAUCGUGCGGGGGCCGUUUGAAUUCCAAAGAUGCUGGCUACAUCACUUCACCUGGCUAUCCGCAGGACUACCCCUCCCACCAGAACUGCGAGUGGAUCAUUUACGCUCCAGAGCCCAAUCAGAAGAUUAUCCUCAACUUCAAUCCUCACUUUGAAAUCGAGAAACACGAUUGCAAGUAUGACUUCAUCGAGAUACGAGAUGGGGACAGCGAUUCAGCCGACCUGCUCGGGAAGCACUGUGGGAACAUCGCUCCUCCGACUAUCACUUCAUCAGGCCCUUCUCUCUAUAUUAAAUUCACCUCCGACUACGCCCGCCAAGGUGCCGGCUUCUCCUUGCGCUAUGAGAUCUACAAGACAGGUUCGGAAGAUUGUUCUCGAAACUUCACCAGCUCGAACGGUACCAUCGAAUCCCCGGGAUUUCCCGAUAAGUAUCCUCAUAAUUUGGACUGCACUUUCACCAUCAUGGCUAAGCCAAAGAUGGAGAUCAUCCUUCAAUUUCUAACCUUCGACCUCGAAAAUGACCCUUUGCAAGUCGGGGAGGGAGACUGCAAGUAUGAUUGGCUGGACAUCUGGGACGGUAUCCCUCAAGUUGGCCCCUUAAUUGGCAGGUACUGUGGCACCAAAACCCCGUCAGAGAUCCGCUCAACGACCGGCAUCCUGUCGCUCACAUUCCACACGGAUUUGGCAGUGGCUAAAGGUGGCUUUUCGGCUCGCUAUUACUUGGUUCAGCAGGAGGUGCCAGAAAACUUCCAGUGCAACAUUCCCUUAGGGAUGGAGUCUGGCCGAAUCUCCAGCGAACAGAUCACCGCCUCCAGUACUUACUCUGACGGCAGGUGGACCCCGCAGCAGAGCCGGCUGAAUAGCGAUGACAACGGGUGGACCCCCAAUAUCGAUAACAACAAGGAGUACUUACAGGUGGAUCUUCGCUUCCUGACUGUGCUGACAGCCAUCGCCACCCAGGGCGCCAUCUCUCGAGAGACACAAAAUGGCUACUACGUGCGGUCGUACAAGCUGGAGGUCAGCACGAACGGGGAGGAUUGGAUGAUGUAUCGGCAUGGCAAGAACCAUAAAGUAUUCCAGGCCAACACUGACGCUUCGGAAGUGGUUCUCAACAAACUCCACGCUCCCGUGUUGACUCGGUUUGUACGGAUCCGGCCCCAGCUCUGGCACACCGGGAUUGCCCUCCGAUUGGAGCUUUACGGCUGCCGCAUCACAGAUUCGCCCUGCUCGAACAUGUUGGGGAUGCUUUCUGGGCUCAUCCCGGACUCCCAGAUCUCAGCUUCCUCGAUCAGAGAAUAUCACUGGGCCCCCAGUGUAGCACGCCUCGUCAGCAGCCGCUCAGGAUGGUUCCCGCGCAUACCUCAAGCACAGCCCGGGGAGGAGUGGCUGCAAGUAGACCUGGGAGUCCCGAAGAACGUGAAAGGGGUGAUUAUCCAAGGAGCUCGUGGAGGGGACAGCAUCAGUGUGGCAGAAGCCCGAGCCUUUGUGAGAAAGUUUAAAGUGGCUUACAGCUUGAAUGGGAAGGACUGGGAAUUUAUACAAGACCCCAAGACGAUGCAACCUAAGAUGUUCGAAGGAAACAUGCAUUAUGAUACCCCUGACGUCCGAAGGUUUGAUCCUGUUCCAGCACAGUACAUCAGGGUUCAUCCGGAAAGAUGGUCCCCAGCGGGAAUCGGGAUGCGCUUGGAGGUGCUGGGGUGCGACUGGACAGACCUGAAGUCCACUGCAGAGACACUGAAGCCCACGCUGAAAAGUGAGGAGACCACCACACAGUUCCCCACUGAUGAAGAAGUCACGGAAUGCGGGGACAGCUGUAUGGACAACGGAGAUUUCCAGCUCCCCAUAGGAUUCAACUGCAACUUUGAUCUUCCCGGAGACCUUUGUGGUUGGACGCAUGAUGCAUCUACAGGAUUUACGUGGACUUUCCAUUCGAGAAACACCUGGACUAGCCACAUGGGACCAGGCAUCGGGGCCUUCCCGGAUGGCAGGCACUACCUGAGGCUGCAGAGCAGUGUGAGAAGGGAAGGGCAGCACGCCCGCCUGGUCAGCCCGGUGGUCUUCUCGCCCCGGAGCACUUUGUGCAUGGUGUUCCGCUACCAGCUUUCCGGCGGGAUGGGGACGACGCUCCGGGUGUGGCGGGAAGCGAUUCAGGAGAACAAGCCGUUGUGGGUCAUCAGGGAAGACCAUGGGGAUGAGUGGAGAGAGGGCCGGAUCCUGCUGCGGAGCUACGACAUGGAGUAUCAGAUUGUGUUUGAGGGAAUUAUAGGCGAAGGACAUUCAGGAGAGAUUGCCAUCGAUGAUGUCCGAAUAGGCACCGACAGUUCCCUGGAGAACUGUAUGGAACCCAUCUCAGCUUUUCCUGGCGAGCACACUUUUGGGAUUUCAGGGGGCACCCUUCUGCCAGGGAGCGAGCCCACAGUGGACACGGUGUCAGUGCAGCCCAUUCCAGCCUACUGGUAUUACGUUAUGGCCGCCGGAGGUGCUGUUCUGGUGUUGGUCUCCGUCGCGCUGGCCCUGGUGCUCCACUACCACCGGUUCCGCUAUGCGGCCAAGAAGAGCGAUCACUCCAUCACCUACAAAACUGCCCACUAUGCCAACGGGGCGCCUUUGGCAGUGGAGCCCACCUUAACGAUAAAACUAGAACGAGACCGCAGCUCGCACUGCUGAGAGUCGGAGCAGAAAACACAACAGACAAAAUUUCUAAGACUUCAAAAUACGUUGCCUCAAUUUUUGCACUUUUUUCUCCUGACCCAGCAUAUAUGUGAACUCUAGACAUCUCUUCCCCCCCACCCCUGACCCUGUUGUUCUUUUACAAAACUCUUAACUAUAAUGCUGCAUCUUGGAUCGCCAGAAGAGACUCUUUGAAAGUGAAUGCUCCUUUAUUAUUACUAUUAUUAUUAUUAUUUUUCAAAGACUUAUUUUUCCCCCCCAAAGUGGACAACUUGCAAGAAAAUAGCAAGUCAGGAGGGGUAUGCAAGAGUAUAUGUGUGCGUGCUUGUAUAUCUUUAUCUAUAUAUCUGUAUGUAAGUGUGCAUGUGUGGGUAACAUCAGCUGAAUGGCUAUUCAAAAAGGUCCUUUGGAACUCGGUCGUACGGCUCCAACUUUCACAAGGCGUGCUUUUUUCCUCCCCUGCCUCGUGGGAAGACCUGGGAAUACCUUUCUGGUGAUGAAUACCCCGAUUUGUUUACUUGGAGAAGCGAACGAUGCUUUUUGUUGCCUUAUCUAGCUUUGGCUGGGUUUAGUCGGUAUCGGCAUGUAUCCCGCCACUCUACCGAGCAACGUUUGAAGCCUUCCUCCAGCCCAAGGGGUCUUCAUCCAGCUUUAGUGGCACUUUCUUUCUCCGAUGGAAUUGCUGCUUUGGCUGUCUGAAGGCUCCUUUGGCUGGAGAAACCUCCUCCAGCCUAAGGUAGGGUACAUACCGAUAUCCUUACGAAUGUCAGUGGGUUCAUACUGGUGAAAAAGGAGAGGCUGUGCCAAAGGAAAAUAAGAAAUGGCAUGUAAAAAAAAAAAAAGCCACAAGGGAGGAUUAGAGGAGCCAAAAAAAUUUUCUCCCCUAGGCAUCACAAAAAACAUAGCCAUCGUUUUGGUAGUGGAAUAAAUCCCUCAAAAAAACAAAACACCAACCAAAUCUUUGUCAAGUUGCCUUAUAAAAGAAGAGUUCUUAACAAAUGUUCCUUUUCUCUGUUCAACCCAGCCUUAGAGUAACGAGUAGACAUUAUUUGGUCAAAGGUUUAGAAAACACUGUAGCUCCAUGCCUCUGAAGUUUAAUGGUGCUUUCACACACACUGAAUAAUGCACUUUAGACCCGCUCCCAGCACACACUGCAACUGGAUUUUACUAUGCAAAACUGCAAAAAAUCCACUUGCAAACAAUUGCUAAAGUGCAUCACAAUUGGCUUGAAAGUGCAUUUUCAGCCUGUGUGAAAGCGCUUUUCGUUUAACCGUGUGAGUAAACCUCACUCUUAGCGAUGCCUUCUUUCCUUUCUGUUAUUUGUGAGAAAGAGGAAAUUCCUUCCUUGGAUUUCUACCGGUAAUUUGUCAGAGGCAAAGAACACUUUCCUCUUUGUUCUUCUCUCUCCAAGUUGACACGAAUGUCUGACCGGCACACUUUAUAUUUGUGGUCAUGUCGCUUCUUAUGUCGUUGGUAAUGACAUCUAUCAACCAAAGCCCCAAGAAUUGGGCUUGCUAAAAAUCCAGAUAUCUCUGCAUCUUUUUAGCGAAGGAGGCAUAAUGGAGUCCGCGAUAAGCCUCCCAUCUAUUGAUUUGCUCUGAAGUAAUGCAAUGGAAAUGCCUUGUAUAGAUUAGCCAGGGAUAACACACAAAGGCGGCUGGAAUGGUUCAAUCAGAUAUACUUUUCAGGCCGCUGAAUGUGAUUUUCCAGUGUUGUUUGCUUCUGCUUCUUCUUCAAAAAAAAGCCCCCAUCAUGACCAGUUGUUCUACCCUUUUUUAAAUCUCUAGCGACCCUUUGUCCCUCAUGAAAAACAAAAGCUAAGGAAGUCACAGUAGUACUGUUACACUAAAGGGUAAAAAACCCAGGAGUUCUUUCCAUCAGGGGCUUUCU
Messenger RNA from Gekko japonicus, 5267 nucleotides. RefSeq names its product neuropilin 2 (gene NRP2). Gene Ontology annotation, molecular function: vascular endothelial growth factor receptor activity; semaphorin receptor activity. The record is from RefSeq and is a predicted model, not a curated record. The transcript has 16 exons. Bases 633 to 3374 code for a protein of 913 amino acids. Gene Ontology annotation, biological process: angiogenesis; axon guidance; vascular endothelial growth factor signaling pathway. Gene Ontology annotation, cellular component: membrane. NCBI's taxonomy places the organism in Eukaryota, Metazoa, Chordata, Lepidosauria, Squamata, Gekkonidae.